Molecule: messenger RNA, 1191 nt
Organism: Erythranthe guttata (spotted monkey flower)
Lineage: Eukaryota; Viridiplantae; Streptophyta; Magnoliopsida; Lamiales; Phrymaceae
Product: F-box protein PP2-A13
Molecular function (GO): protein binding
Source: RefSeq, a predicted model, not a curated record
UGAAUCUCGUGUUCUCACUUUAAUAACCGUAUACCUUCCCUUCAAUUUUCUCUCUCUAGAAACCCCCCAAUUUCUUCCGGCGAUCAAAAUGGGCGCAAACGCUUCUUCUCCGCCGGGAAGUUCCGACGGCUCGAGUCAAAGGCCUAAAUUGGAGGAUAUACCGGAAUGUUGUAUUGCACUGGUCCUCUCAUACUUGGACCCGCCGGAGAUCGCGAAGAUGGCUCGAGUCAACCGCGCUUUUAGGGCUGCAGCUUCGGCGGAUUUCAUCUGGAUUCCGAAAUUCCCCUCCAAUUACAACUAUAUCCUCGACAAAUUGCCUGAUCUAGGCCUUGCGGACAAGGGCAAGAAGGUCAUGUAUGGCGGUCUGUGCAGACCUAAUUCUUUCGAUGGUGGCACCAAGGAAGUUUGGAUAGAUAAGAGAACAGGAGGGGUUUGUUUGGCAAUUUCCUCAAAGGCUAUGUCGAUAACCGGAAUAGAUGAUCGGCGGUAUUGGAAUCACAUUCCAACUGAUGAAUCUAGAUUUCAGACAGUGGCUUAUCUACAACAAAUAUGGUGGCUCGAAGUGGACGGGAAUCUCGAGUUCAAAUUCCCGAAAGGAACUUACAGCAUGUUCUUCAGACUCCAUCUCGGUAGAGUCGGAAAGAAAUCCAACCGUAGGAUUCGUAAUCUUGAUAAUGUACAUGGCUGGGAUUUAAAGCCUGCUCAGUUUCAGUUAACUACAGAGGAUGGGCAUCAGUCUGUAUCCAGGUGCAUGUUGGAUAACCUAGGACACUGGAUAAACUACCACGUCGGAGAUUUUGUCGUCGAGGACUCGAACGCGUUGACCAAGAUCAAAUUCUCGUUGACGCAGAUUGACUGUACGCACACCAAAGGUGGUUUGUGUGUUGAUUCUGUUUUGAUAUGCCCGACCGGUUUGGGAAAAGAGUUGAUUUUCGUAGACGGUGAAUCUUGUAAGAAGUUGUAGAUUGUUAGCUGAAGAUCAGAGGGUGUUUUAUUUAUUUAUUUAGCACCGGAGACGAUUUUUGUUUUUCCUUCGUCUCGGUAUUUUUUUGUUUGCUUUUAGUUUUCGAAGAUUUUGUGAGCUCGUGUUCUUGCUAGUUUGUUGUAGAGAUGGAUGCUUGUUGUACAUAAUUUGAGGAAUCAAUCAAUGCUAGUUUUUUAGAACAUUUUUAAUGUUCUUCUUUCCUUUCA